Scheffersomyces stipitis CBS 6054 is the source of this 873-nucleotide messenger RNA. RefSeq lists its product as uncharacterized. The record is from RefSeq and is a predicted model, not a curated record. NCBI's taxonomy places the organism in Eukaryota, Fungi, Ascomycota, Pichiomycetes, Serinales, Debaryomycetaceae. Bases 1 to 873 code for a protein of 290 amino acids. The transcript has a single exon.
AUGUCGUUCGUCAUAUCUUUCAGCUACGAUAAAUACAAGUAUCUUGAUGCUAUAAAUCUGCCGUCGCCAUACAAAUCGUUUCAGGAUCUGGAAUAUGGGUCGCCCACUCCGUCCCGUAUAGUCAGACUCCAGUACAAUAAUAACAACAAUAUCAACCGAUCGGCCGAUUCGCUGUACAUGCUGCUGCUGCCUUUGAGAAGCUCAGCAUAUAGACAUAGAAACCGUACACCUACUCCAGAAGCUGUGAAUUCCAACACGAAAAAUAGCCCGGGUUCGGGCCCAGGUUCAGGUUCUUCAGCAGGAUCAGCAGGACAUUCGAGAAAUUCAUCUUCUGGCUCAAACUAUCAUAGCCCGGUUUCCGGAGGCUCUAGCAUCAAUAGUCCAGGCAGUUCAGGACACGGCUCUCUAAAGCUUACAUACACAUACAAUAAGCGGGUUCCAGAAGCUCUUGAUCUGAUUGGCCAGUACAGCGAAAGAUAUGUCACCGGUAAGUUCUCUCCUUCUGGACAGACUUCAGUAGUACACAACCAACAACUAGAGCAGGAAUGGUAUGCGGACGUAACGACUGUAGCAGAUAGGCUCCACCUCUUGCGAGAAUUGUAUCGAGCCACACAAUUGAUCAAAAAGAGAAAGAUCGCUGGCAAGUUUGACGCCGGCAGUUUCCUUCCAGUGGUGGAUGUAACUGCAGCUACGAAUUCAAAUAGCCCAUUGCAUCUGACACCGUUUGGUCUGGAUGACGAUGAAACAGAACGACAGUUCAAUGCCAAUCUGCUGCAGCAGGAAGAAGACGACAGUUCCAGCAAUAGCAAUACCGACAACUCGUUGCCGCUUGGUCGGAGAACGCCCAGGAAAAGGGUCCAGUUUCUGGUAUAG